Messenger RNA from Calliphora vicina (urban bluebottle blowfly), 3667 nucleotides. RefSeq names its product cytohesin steppke (gene step). The coding region runs from base 1319 to 3598 and encodes 759 amino acids. The transcript has 10 exons. NCBI's taxonomy places the organism in Eukaryota, Metazoa, Arthropoda, Insecta, Diptera, Calliphoridae. Gene Ontology annotation, biological process: regulation of ARF protein signal transduction. Gene Ontology annotation, molecular function: guanyl-nucleotide exchange factor activity. The record is from RefSeq and is a predicted model, not a curated record.
AAACCGUUAAUAAGAGUAAGAAAUUAAGAGAAUUGAGAGUUUUCCCACAGCAGAGAGCAUGCAAGAAUAGCAAGAGAGAAUGGCAUAUCGUAAAAUAACAAACAAAUAUCGUAUUGUUGAAUUUUACUAGAUGUUUAGUUUGAGUUCGUGAAUCUUAACAAUAUGACGACGUAACGGACGGUCGCUGUUUCAAUUUUGUUUAAAAUAAAUAUAGAAAGAAAUAAUAAAAUAAAAAAACAAAAGUGAUUUCUAUAUUUUCGUGGUCGUUUAGUGCAAAAAAACAAAUAGCAAAACAAAAAUAACGUAAUAAUAAAUACUCACAAGUGAAUUUGUUUAAAUUAAUACAAUAAAGAAGCAAAGUUCAGAAAUAACAAAAAAAAUUCAGCAAGUGUUCUUUGGCUGAUUUAGCAUAAUUUUGUGUUUUUUUUUUGAUAAAGUUCAUAACAUUAACGGUUUAAAUGGUGUUAUCAGUUUUAGACUGAGAAUUCUUUUUUUUUUAAUUGUUAAUUUAUAUAUACAAUUAAAUAGUGCAAUUUUAUUUCGCUUUGUUUAUAUAUGGUGUUUUAGAGUGCCAAAAUAACGGUACUCUUGGUGUCUCUCUGCCUGACGACCGUUCGUUAAAGAGUGUAAAAUUUAAAUUGAAAUUUUAAAUCAAACAUCUAUAAAAUUGUAUGCGGCUGGAUACCGCAGUAAAAAUAAAGUGUAAACACAAAAAAAAUCUAAAUUUUAAUAUUCCAAGAAAAAAUAUAUAUAAAAGCAAUAUUUAAUAAUAAUCUAGUGAAAAAAAAUAGUCAGCUGGCAGAAAUAAUCCCUCGAUAAAAUUUAUUUACAAAAAUGUUCAUGUUCUUUAUUUGGGUUGCUUACUCCAUUUAAACACUAGCUGGUCUAGUCAUAAUAUAAAAACCUAAAAAACUACAAAAAAUAAUACACUACUGUGCUAUGAGUCUUUAGUUUUCAACAAGACUUCUUCAGCAUUAUUAAUACCCAAGGAUUUACAAACAAAUCACUUCAUUUAACCAACAACUAACACAACCAAGAAGCCAACUAUUCAACCUACUAUCCAACCGACCAACUCUCCAACAAGGAUUUCAAAAAAAGAAUAAAUAAAGAAGAAGAAAAAAGUCCUGCACGUUGUGCAUUUCAACUCUGACCAAUAGCAACAAGAAAACAAAAAACAUUGACCAAGAUUAAAAAUAAAUAUUAAAAAACUUUUUUCAUUAAAAUCAAAAAAACAAAAACUCGUUUAUCCAAAAAUAAAAGUGUUUAAAUUUAAGCUUAACAAGAAAAGGAAGUGUUUAACACCAACAACAACAAAAAUAUGGCUUCAUUACAACAAAAACGCCCCUCCAUAUCAAAUUGGUUCUCUUCUCUAAGAAGACAGCCAAAAAAUAAAAAAGCUUCCUCAUUAUAUGGCGUGGACAAACAAUAUCAACGUAGCUGUAUUGAUUUGCCUUCCAGUACAUUUUAUGUGGCUCCCAAAAAUGGCCAGGAUAAAUUUAUUUCCUCCAACACCAAUUCUCCCAUCAUCACUAACUCUACAGAUAAUUUGCUAGAAAAUGAGCGUAAAUCAAAAUCAAAUAUUUGUGCCAGAUGCUGCUGCUCGAUCUUGCCGCCAAAAUCGAGAUCUCUAACGCCCCCAUCUUCGCCCAACACUACCAGCAAUACCAUAACACCCGAUUCCAAUACACCCACAACGUGUUCGCCUACCCGAUCUCCUUCAAUGAAUCCCUAUAACAGCAUAGCUGCAUAUAAUAAUAUUACACCAACUGCCACUCCUUUAACGGAGGCACCCCCCUCGCCUUAUGAUAAUGUGCAACCUACCAUCACCUCGUCUACAGUUUAUGAAACUGAAAUAAGCAAGCAUGUGGAAAUGGUGCGUUUGGAAUCCUCAGAUUCUGGAAGUCUGGGUUUAUCAGAUAACCCCAUCACACCCACUACACCAAACACCCCGCCCGCCACUCAUGUCCUCAAAAAGACCACAGAAUUCCAACGCUCGCUGACCACCACCACCACAAAAACUCUCGUUAUGUCGCGACAAAUCGAGCUCAUACUCAAUGAAAAAGGUGAAAUCAUUGGCAAACGACCAAAAUCCCUAGAGAAAACCACACGUUCCAGCAGUUUGGGUUGUGUUUUAGACGAAUGCGAAGAAUUUAAUUCCUCAGUCCUACCUACCUCGCCGCUCAAUGAAUCGUCACCCUUGAUUUUGGACUCUAACGAUAUCAAAUUCAUCGAUGACUCGUCCACAUCUCAAAGCGAAAACGAACGCAAUUCUCAGCAAAGUUGUGCCCCACAAGAUACGGCAGAAAAGGAGAACUACUACUAUACAUUGCCUUCGAAAUUUAAGAAGACUCCGCGAUCGAAGAGCGUAUCAACGGCGGUGGUAUCACCGCUUAAUCUUAAGGCUGGCCUUAUGUUGAACAAUAAUGUGGGUAGUUUGUGCGAUGACUGUCGCAUUGUUAUCGAACGUAAUCGUAAUAAUCGCAAUAUUCACUAUACAAAUGCUCUGAUAACGAAUAGGCAAAUCAAAGAUGAAUUAUGCGAAGUGGUUUCCGAAAUGGAGGCACUCGAUGUGCCCGAAGACUGUAAACAUUCCAAUAAAGAUAAACAAAUGUCCAUUGGACGCAAGAAAUUUAAUAUGGAUCCCAAAAAAGGCAUCGGAUAUUUGGUCGAAAAUCGUUUAUUACGACAUGAUCCACAAGAUGUUGCACAUUUCCUGUACAAAGGUGAAGGCCUUAAUAAGACAGCAAUUGGUGAUUAUUUAGGUGAAAAUAAUGAUUUCAAUAAGGAUGUCCUAAAAGCCUUUGUGGCUUUACAUGAUUUUACAAAUCUAAUACUGGUACAAGCUUUAAGACAAUUUUUAUGGUCAUUUCGUUUGCCCGGUGAAGCUCAAAAGAUUGAUCGGAUGAUGGAAUGUUUUGCUCAGCGUUAUUGUCAAUUAAAUCCCGAUAUAUUCACCAACACCGAUACCUGUUAUGUUUUAAGUUUUGCCAUUAUUAUGUUGAACACAUCAUUGCAUAAUCCAUCGGUCAAGGACAAACCCACUGUUGAACAAUUCAUUUCCAUGAAUCGUGGCAUUAACAACGGCGGUGAUUUGCCUCGUACACUACUCGAAUCUCUAUACGAAUCGAUACGAACCGAACCAUUUAAAAUACCCCAGGACGAUGGCAACGAUUUAAUGCACACCUUCUUUAAUCCGGACAAAGAGGGUUGGCUUUGGAAACAGGGUGGCAGAUACAAAUCCUGGAAACGAAGAUGGUUUAUAUUAAACGACAAUUGUUUAUAUUAUUUCGAAUAUACAACGGAUAAGGAACCUAGAGGGAUAAUACCAUUAGAAAAUAUAUCGGUUCGCGAAAUUCAUGAUCGCAGUAAACCCAAUUGUUUUGAACUAUUUGCUACUGGUGGAGCAGAUAUUAUUAAAGCAUGUAAGACUGAUUCUGAGGGCAAGGUGGUUGAGGGCAAACAUACUGUCUAUCGUAUGUCGGCCGCUACCGAGGAGGAACAACAAGAAUGGAUAAAACGUUUAACACAAUCCAUUAGCCAUAAUCCUUUCUAUGAUAUUCUAGUACAAAGAAAGAAAAAAGCUUUAAGCAAAAGUUAGUAUUAGCUUUAAAGAACAUCAACAACAUCAUGCUACACAUUAAAACAUUUCUUUAUAAGCGAACAAAAA